This is a messenger RNA of Gasterosteus aculeatus aculeatus (three-spined stickleback), 3882 nucleotides long. Its product is annotated as integrin alpha-3. Gene Ontology annotation, cellular component: external side of plasma membrane; integrin complex. Gene Ontology annotation, molecular function: integrin binding. The record is from RefSeq and is a predicted model, not a curated record. NCBI's taxonomy places the organism in Eukaryota, Metazoa, Chordata, Actinopteri, Perciformes, Gasterosteidae. Gene Ontology annotation, biological process: cell-cell adhesion; cell-matrix adhesion; integrin-mediated signaling pathway.
GGGAGAGAGAGAGAGAGAUCGUCUGAAUGACAAUAAGAGCUGAGAUCAUUCGUUUGGCAGACAAAAGAUUGCUCAGUGGAUGUGAGGAGAGGUGAGCAGGACCAAUACGAGGAACAAAGCCAACCCAAUCUUUACAAAGACGCUGAAGAACGGCAGCUGUGUGUCAAUAUGGCGCCAGGUGUGGUGGCGUUGCUCAGCGUGUGGGUUGGUGUGUGCGCAGCGUUUAACCUCGACACAGCAUUCUCGCUGCUGAAGAAAGGCGGAGACGGGAGUCUGUUUGGACUUUCGGUCGCUCUGCACCAAGACCUGAGGAAGGGUAGUUACCUGCUAUUGGUAGGCGCGCCCAGAGAGAAGGCAGAGACUAAUGUUCCAGCCAAUCGGACAGGAGGAGUGUAUAGCUGCCCGAUCACCGCUGACCAAUCAGAGUGCAGCAGGAUGCAGCUCAUAGACCCAGACGUGAAUCUGUCUGAAGACCUGAUCGAGGACAUGUGGUUGGGCGCCUCAGUAGCCAGCCAGGGCAGACCUGGGGGGCGGGUCCUGGUAUGCGGUCAUCGAUUUGUUAAGCUCUAUGGAGCGUUGAAGCUCAGGCACAUGAUUGGACGCUGUUAUCUCCGUGGAAACGACCUCCAGUACAACGACACAGACAUCCACUGGCAGAACCCAGACCAGCCCUGUAGUCACCUGGGUGAUAUCAGCAGUGAGGUCAUGUGUAACGUGGGAAUCUCCGCCUCCAUCACACAGACUGAGGUCAUAGUCGGCUCACCUGGAAGCUACGAAUGGCAAGGUAACGUCCACAUCUCCUGGAUGAAUCCUCACGUUGUCUUCGACACCCAAAGAAGUUUUUUCCCAAACCUGCAGCACAGAAACAUUUAUACAGGUUAUUCCGUUACUCAGGCUCAUCGUCUUCUCUCUCAGGAUGAUGAAACCAUAGUAACAGGAGCUCCCAAGGACAGUAAAGACGAUGCUCGUGGCUCAGUGCUGCUCGCUGUGAAGCAGUCUGACAAACUGACAACCCAGCAGACUCUGCGCGGUGAACAGACGGGCUCGUACUUCGGUAACGCCGUGGCUACCACCGACCUCAACAACGACGGGUGGAACGAUCUGCUGGUGGGCGCUCCAUUUUACUUCCAGCGUCAGCAGGAGGCGGGCGGGGCAGUGUAUGUUUACAUGAACAGGGGGGGUUGGUUUGAUUCUCGACCCAGCGUGGUGCUGAGAGGACCAAGUGGAUCUGCGUUCGGUAUGGCUGUGGCUGCUGCUGGAGACCUAAACCAAGAUGGCUUCCAGGACUUUGCAAUCGGAGCUCCUUUCCAUGAAACAGGAAGUGUGAUGAUCUGGUUGGGGAGCCAUGUUGGGGCUUCUACACAACCAAGCCAGGUGAUCCUUGGCAGCAGGGUCUCUCCUGUGUUCAGGACGUUUGGGUACUCUUUGUCUGGAGGUGUGGAUGUUGAUGGGAACAAAUAUCCGGACCUGCUGGUUGGCUCCCUGGACGACACUGUCGCUCUGCUCAGAACUCGUCCAGUAAUUCAUCUCAAUAAAACCAUCAAAGUUUCUCCAGAUGUCGUCGAUCCAAAUUCUUGUGACUUUUGUAUCCAGGUGGAGGUGUGUUUCUCCUACAUGUUUAGCACUGGAGACCAGAGUGACAGAGAUAACGUCACCAUCCACUUCGCCAUCCGGGCUGACGUCACCGGCACCAAGUCCCGCCUCCUUUUCCGUGGAAACGGGGAGAGUGUGUACUCCGGUUUCCUGUCGAUGCCGAAUAAACGAUGUGACACUCUGAGAGUCACACUGGUGAGUCCGAUCCGGGACAAAGUGAGACCACUGGUUUUCUCCCUGAACGUCUCUCUGUAUCAAAAGUUUCCAAAGAAGAAGAACGCCGUACAGGACCUGAAGCUCCUCCCUGUACUGAGCGAGUCUCCCCAACCCAUCAGAACCCAGAUUCACAUCCAGAAGUACUGUGGUUCUGAUAACCGUUGCCACAGCAAUCUGCAGAUGACAGCCCAGUUCACAGAUCAGAACCAGAACCCCUUCCCAGUACAGAAGGGCCAUCAGCUGUUGAACUACAACGAUGGCCUUGACAGACUGCUUUUGGAAGUCAAUGUUACUAACAAACCGUCUCUGGGUCGCGAGGCAGAGGACGCUCACAAUGCUGCUCUUAACAUCAGCAUCCCUUCAUCGCUCCUCUAUUCUGGGGUCCGAACAAAGGGUGACCUCCAGGCGGUGAUGGAGUGUUCUGUUGAGGAUUCUGUUCUUCUGUGUGAGCUGGGGAACCCGUUCAAAAGCAACCGGCAGGUUCAGGUGUUGAUCAUAUUUCAGGCAUCUGGAAUCAGUUUAGACACCAGAAAGAUUGAGUCUCUGCUGCAGCUAUCCACGUUCAGUGAGCAGACGGAUCUGUCUCCUGUCUUUCUCUCCAUGCUGGUGGAGUAUUCUCUGCAAACAUCUCUCACACUAAUCAACCCUCCGGGUCCUGCUUCCUUCAGGGGUCAUGUGACCGGUGAGUCGGCCAUGGAGGAGACGCCGGAUGUCGGCAGUUUGCUGCUCUUUACCUUUCAGGUGCAUCUCAGUGGGAAGCCGUUGGGUCGCCUAGGCAACCUGGAGGUAGAGUUUGAUUGGCCAACAGAGGUGACCAAUGGGAAGUGGCUGCUGUACCUCACAGAGAUCAAAGUGAACGACACGUUAGAGAGUCGCUGUACUCCGCCCGGCAACAUUAUCAAUCCCCUCAACCUACUGCUGCCAAAGGAGGAGAGGAGAAGGAGGAGUUUAGAGGAUCAAGUGGAUAAAAACAAGAAGCAGAGAGGAAGAAUUCUACCUCUCUUCCACCAGAUGAAGAUUUCUUACAUUCUGGACUGUUUUCACGGGGCAAAAUGUGUGACCUUCGUUUGUCCUCUGACCAACAUGAAGAACACAGCUACUGUGACCCUCAAAGCUCGACUGUGGAACUCCACCAUGAUGGAGGACUACAGCGACGCACACAGUGUGUUGGUUCGAGGCAGAGCAACUCUGAAGCUGCAGACGAGCAAACCAACCAUCAAUAUGAAGCCUCAAAGCACCGAGAUUGAGGUCCACAUCCAUCCAGACCCGGGGCAGCAGUGGGUUUCCCGAGCCCCGAUGUGGAUCCUGGUGGUCUCGGUCCUUGCGGGGGUCUCACUGAUGGCUUUGAUCUGCUUGCUGCUCUGGAAGUGUGGUUUCUUUGUGCAUCAGAGUGCCUGGGGGACCACAGCGCUCCACCAGGGACGGAUUAUGAGUAAACAUGAGCGCCAGCAGCAGCAGCUUCAGUUUCAAGACUUCCUAAUUCAAGACCAGGUCUCCUCAUCCAGGAAGUCAACCAAAAACUGGGUCACCUCCUGGACUGAGACGAACUGAGACACAGAUUCCAUGGAAACAAUGAACCGGCCCAAACCAGAUAUCAUCCACUGAACAUAACAAACACUGCCGUUUUUCUAUACAUUAACAGAAUCAUCUUGGUAAGAUGAAAUAAAUGAAGACAUACACCAAGCUUUAAUUACAGCUUUAAAAGUUAAAGGACUCAUAACUCGUGAAAUAGGUGGAAUGAUCCUUUAAACAGGAGUCACAUGUGCCACACUGUUAUGAUGAAGCAUCUGAUCCUGUAAAUGUUUUGAUGAUGUCCUCGUGCUUUUGUUGCUUUCAGGUGGCUGAUAGAUCCUGUUAUGUUUUUACUACAUAAAUAUCUCCACGGAACAGUUUUCUGUGUGUUCUCACUGCCUUUUUUAAUUGUGAUAAUUCUACCAGCCCGCAAAAGCAGCAUAUUUUGUGUGUCAUAGGGUUAGUCGUUGUGAUGGACGUAAUGUGUGAUUCUUUUAUGCUGAUAAAAUUAAAGAAUUUUGAGAUUUUCUGUCAACUGGCCAGAUGCAGAAACUUCAAAGA